Culicoides brevitarsis is the source of this 1200-nucleotide messenger RNA. Its product is annotated as mitochondrial ribosome-associated GTPase 2. The coding region runs from base 18 to 1166 and encodes 382 amino acids. Gene Ontology annotation, molecular function: magnesium ion binding; GTPase activity; GTP binding. Lineage: Eukaryota; Metazoa; Arthropoda; Insecta; Diptera; Ceratopogonidae. The transcript has a single exon. The record is from RefSeq and is a predicted model, not a curated record. Gene Ontology annotation, cellular component: mitochondrion.
UUCAAAAAAUUUCCACGAUGUUCAGUCUUCGUUUAAUUUCUCGAAAUUUUAUGAGAAAAUCUCUUGUCACGCCAAAAUCCCUUGAAAUUCGUCAAUUUUGCGAUGAAACUCCGCGCGCACUGCGAAGCACAAAAGCCAAAUCCAAACGACAAACCUCCCAAUACUUCGUGGACCAAAAAAGAGUUCGUUGCAUUGCCGGCAAGGGAGGCGACGGAUGCAUUUCGUUCCUCAGCGUUUAUCGCAAGGAAUUCGCAGGACCCGAUGGAGCAGAUGGCGGAAACGGAGGUCACGUGAUUUUCGAAGCAACCACAGAUAUUCGUGAUUUGCAUCACAUUCCGCCCGUUUUGCAAGCUGCGGACGGCGAAAAAGGCAUGAACAAAAAUUGUUCGGGCAAAAAUGCGCAACACUUGAAUGUCAAAGUCCCGCUUGGCACUGUGAUUCGAAAUGACCUUGGAAAAGUCGUCGGGGACUUGGAUGAAGACGGAAGCAUGUUCAUAGCUGCUCGCGGAGGCGCCGGCGGCAAAGGAAACACAUAUUUCGCAUCAGCGACGACACAAGCCCCGCAAAUUGCCGAACACGGAGCUCAGGGAGAAGACAUCACGUACAAGCUGGAGAUUAAAACAAUGGCUGAAAUUGGUCUAAUUGGAUUUCCGAAUGCGGGAAAAAGUACUUUGUUGAAUGCGAUUACACGAGCAAAGCCAAAAGUAGCUUCGUACCCCUUUACAACGCUCAAACCGCACGUCGGCAUGGUCCAAUAUGACGAUUACGAACAAAUAGCGAUUGCUGACCUGCCUGGAUUGAUUCCCGGAUCGGCGGAAAAUAAAGGACUUGGGAUCCAAUUUUUGAAACAUGUCGAAAGAUGCGCUGCUUUGCUGUUCAUCGUCGAUGCUUCAAUCGAGGAGCCUUGGAAAUGCUACGAAACACUAUUGGAAGAGCUCAAAAAGUUCAGUCCCGAGCUAUUGACGAGAUCAAGACUGAUAGUUGCAAAUAAAAUUGACUUGCCCGAAGCCAAAGACAAUAUCGAAGCACUAAAAAGUCACGUAGAUGCUCCUGUAAUCUGCAUUUCCGCCAAACAAGGCAUCAAUGUGACAGAAUUAUUAGCGGAAAUUCGUCGAUUGUACGAUAACGAUCGCGAAUUACAAGCAAGUGACUCGAAUUCGAGCUGAAAUUUCAUUAAAAAUUAGUUUUUUCAAGUGUAUU